This is a messenger RNA of Petromyzon marinus (sea lamprey), 2063 nucleotides long. NCBI's taxonomy places the organism in Eukaryota, Metazoa, Chordata, Hyperoartia, Petromyzontiformes, Petromyzontidae. The record is from RefSeq and is a predicted model, not a curated record.
CUAACGUGUUAAACUGUCCCUAUGGACCACUGCCAACGCAGCAUCAGCAAAUAAUUUGUUAAAAUCGGAUGAGAUCAUUUCCAUGAUUCCACAUUCAAGGUUAAUUAAAGCAAACACCCCCCAUCAUGUGUGUCUGUCUUUGUGGCCAAUAUAUUGAAAAAUUGAACGGUAACAUGUAAUUUGUAUUCUAAUUUUACUACAUCGUAUGUAUGCGGUGCGGGGGAAGGACAACAAUCUAAAUACAAAGAAGUUCUAAAUAAAUUAGUUGUCAAUUUGAAUUUAAAAGUGCAUAGCUCCCAAUGGCUUCCUAAUAACGGAAGGAAAAUCGUUCCAGAAAUCCGCAAAAGCACAUCUGAAAGCGGGCGAUGUUCAAUGAUUAGCCAGUAAACAGGUGCAUGCAACUAAUGUGUUCUCUUUGCAGAAUAUCACUGACACAUACGGAGUUUCCAGUGUUUUAGAUCAAAUACAGAAUUUCAGCUUUAACUCUGAAAAUCAAUCGCCAAAUGGUUUCAAGGAAACUGCAGAUAUAUUAAAUUCUUUGGCAGACAUAUCAGAAUCAUUAAAAAUGUCACCUACUGCAAAGCAAUACGAGGUAGGUUUCAUUUACGAAUUCAUGUUUGGUUAUUCACUCAUUUUUCAUAUUUUGACAUUUAAAUAUUUUAUUAAUACGUUGUAUAAUGAAAUUGUUUUUCUUUCAGAUCAUCAUAAACGUGACCAGCAAACUUUUUUCAGAAAAUAAUCUUGCUAUCUGGACUUCUAACACUUCUAGCGUUGUCAGUUCAAGUAUCCUCAAAGCUGUAGAGAAAUUCACAUCGUUGUUUUCCCCUGCUAAUUUUAUAAUUUCAAACAACAAUACUGUCGUUAAUGUCAAAACUACAAUAUACCGUGAAUUCUAUACGCAAAUUGACAUUAUAAACACUAUCAAUAGCGUCCGUAUGCAAAUAAACGUUGAAAAUGGAUUGGAUAUGAACAGCACAUUUUCAGCCAUCGUAUUUUCAAACCUUCACAAAAUCCUGCCAAUACAGCAAGAAUCUGAUUGCAAAGAUUGUACUGUUAAUUCGAUUGUGAUUAUUUCUGCUCUGAAAACAAAUACCAGUUCUAAAAAACCGAGUAUUAGUCUGAAAUUCUCGCCGAUUAACAAAAGCUUAUUCAUCAAAACGUCGGUGUGCGUGUACUGGAACUCGAAUAACAGCAAUUACAACUUCACAAGUGGUUGGUUUAAAGAGGGCUGUACUACCGUUGUGAGCAACAACGCCGUUAAUUGCUCUUGCGAUCACUUCACACCUUUCGCGGUUCUGAUGUCAUCGACCAACCCUGAUUCUGAAACAAGCGAUAUCCUGACAAAUGUAGUGUUAACAAUAUCCAUCUGCACGUUGGCCGUUUCCAUAGUAUUGCUCUCCGUCACCAUGAGACGGAAUGCAUUCAUGAAAAGAAGCAGUUGCCUAAAGUUGACAAUUUUGCUGCACAUAUGCAUCAAGCUCAUGUGUGCGCACGUCUUAUUUUUGCUGGCAAGCUUUCUUGAAGGGAAGUUGACCCAAGCCAUGUGCAUCCCGAUCACUGCACUGAUGCACUUCUGUUACCUCGCCUUCUUCUUCUGGAUGCUGUGUGAGGGAGGACUCAUAAGCUAUCAGCUGACCUUUCCCAUUCACGCCAAGGACUACUGGAGACAAUUCACCAUUGCUGCUUUUUGCGUUGGAUACGGAGCACCAUUGCUCAUCAUGGUCAUCACCGUUAGCGUCGCCAAGACAAACUACAGCAACGUCAAGUUCUGUUGGCUUGCAACCGAGAAUAACGUCAUACUCUCCUUCGUUGUGCCAGUUGUUGUCAUACUGGUGGUCAACCUAGGCACAGUGGCGAUUGUAUGCGUGAAGAAAAUGCGGAAAUCCAUUGGAGCAUCGAGGAGCAGAGCCAACAGAAACAUGUUACGGUGCUUCUCAGUGCUCCUGGUCAUUCUAGGCCUGUUCUGGUUUUUAGGGGCUGUCGAUUUUUUCAUUCCGAAUCGCGGAUUGGAUGUUUGUUUCACAGUCGUUAAUGGUUGCCAGGUACGUAUGCACCUCAUAUGA